Molecule: messenger RNA, 260 nt
Organism: Meloidogyne enterolobii
Lineage: Eukaryota; Metazoa; Nematoda; Chromadorea; Rhabditida; Meloidogynidae
Source: the annotation of a GenBank genome assembly
UAGUGAUGGGGGGGGGUCUCUUCUGCCCUCCGGCUUUCGAAAAUGUACUCUUUUGGCCUGUCCGCUCUUGUGUUCCAUCUACCGCUUGUUACUUUGUUCCGCUUUCAUCUUCCGUCUGUCUUCGGCCUUUUAAAACGCCAGUCCCUACUAGAGAUCGGUCUGCAUCUGGAUCCAGUCUGGAUUUUUCCUGGAACCAGAUCAAGAAUCCUGCCCAGGUUACUAACCUAAAUCCAGGCGGCGGCAGAGCCAAUCCGUACUAG